This is a messenger RNA of Nycticebus coucang (slow loris), 2698 nucleotides long. It is a transcript of the gene MAF, whose product is annotated as MAF bZIP transcription factor. Gene Ontology annotation, molecular function: DNA-binding transcription factor activity, RNA polymerase II-specific; RNA polymerase II cis-regulatory region sequence-specific DNA binding. Lineage: Eukaryota; Metazoa; Chordata; Mammalia; Primates; Lorisidae. Gene Ontology annotation, biological process: regulation of transcription by RNA polymerase II; lens fiber cell differentiation. The transcript is spliced from 3 exons. Gene Ontology annotation, cellular component: nucleus. The coding region runs from base 897 to 2039 and encodes 380 amino acids. The record is from RefSeq and is a predicted model, not a curated record.
AUUGGCCGGGAGUGCCAGUCAAUUUCCCAUUUGGGCUUGACGUCACGAGUGCUAUAAAACUCAGCAAUUGCUUUAAACUCUUCUUGCUGGACCAGAGGCUUUAAAAUCUUUUUUCAUCUUCGAGCUGUAGCUCCGGCUGCUUGUCGGCUCGGCCUCCACCUCCCCCGUCUGCUCUCUGCCUCGUCUUUCCCCAGGACUUCGCAAUUUUGCUUUUUUUUAAAAAAAACGGCAAGAAAGAACUAAACUCCCCCUCCCUCCCUUUCCUCCAGCCGGGCUGCGCCUCUGCGUUGCACUUUGCACAGAGCGAGAGCGCACGAGGGAGAAAGAGAGAGAGAGGAAAGAAAAAAUAAUAAAGAGAACCAGGCAGAAGAAGAGACAAGAAGCAUGAAGUGUUAACUCCCCCGUGCCAAGGCCCGCGCCGCCCGGACAGCCGCCCGCCGCGCCUGCAGCCCCGAGCGGCCGCCGCGCGCGCCCCGCCUGCAGCCCCGGCGGGCGAGGCGAGCCCUCCUUAUGCAAAGCGCGCAGCGGAGCGGCGAGCGGGGGACGCCGCGCACCGCGCCAGGCUCCUCCGGCUUCGCCGCCGCCGCCGCCGCCGCAGCCCGCGGAGGACCUUCCCGAGCCUGAAGCCGCCGGCUCCGCGCGCACGGAGGCGAGCCAGCGAGGAGGGGCCGGGGCGAGCGAGCGAGCACAUUGGCGUGAGCAGGGGGAGGGAGGGCGGGCGCGGGGGGCGCGGGCAGGGCGGGGGGGUGUGAGCGCGCUCGGAGGUUUCGGGCCAGCCACCGCCGCGCGAGCUAGAAGCGCCCCAGCCCGGCAAGCUGGCUCACCCGCUGGCCACCCAGCACAGCCCGCUGGCCCCUCUCCUGCAGCCCAUCUGGCGGAGCGGCGGCGGCAGGAGAAUGGCAUCAGAACUGGCAAUGAGCAACUCCGACCUGCCCACCAGUCCCCUGGCCAUGGAAUAUGUUAAUGACUUCGAUCUGAUGAAGUUUGAAGUGAAAAAGGAGCCGGUGGAGACCGACCGCAUCAUCAGCCAGUGCGGCCGUCUCAUCGCCGGGGGCUCGCUGUCCUCCACCCCCAUGAGCACGCCGUGCAGCUCGGUGCCCCCUUCCCCCAGCUUCUCGGCGCCCAGCCCGGGCUCGGGCAGCGAGCAGAAGGCGCACCUGGAAGAUUACUACUGGAUGACCGGCUACCCGCAGCAGCUGAACCCCGAGGCGCUGGGCUUCAGCCCCGAGGACGCGGUCGAGGCGCUCAUCAGCAACAGCCACCAGCUCCAGGGCGGCUUCGAUGGCUACGCGCGGGGGGCGCAGCAGCUGGCCGCGGCGGCCGGAGCCGGCGCCGGCGCCUCCCUGGGCGGCAGCGGCGAGGAGAUGGGCCCCGCCGCCGCCGUGGUGUCCGCCGUGAUCGCAGCGGCGGCGGCGCAGAGCGGCGCGGGCCAGCACUACCACCACCACCACCACCACGCCGCUGGCCACCACCACCACCCGACGGCCGGCGCGCCUGGCGCCGCGGGCAGCGCGUCCGCCUCGGCCGGGGGCGCGGGCGGCGCGGGCGGCGGAGGCCCAGCCAGCGCCGGGGGCGGCGGCGGCGGCGGCGGCGGCGGGGGCGCGGCGGGGGCGGGGGGCGCCCUGCACCCGCACCACGCGGCCGGCGGCCUGCACUUCGACGACCGCUUCUCCGACGAGCAGCUGGUGACCAUGUCGGUGCGCGAGCUGAACCGACAGCUGCGCGGGGUCAGCAAGGAGGAGGUGAUCCGGCUGAAGCAGAAGAGGCGGACCCUGAAAAACCGCGGCUAUGCCCAGUCCUGCCGCUUCAAGAGGGUGCAGCAGAGACACGUCCUGGAGUCGGAGAAGAACCAGCUACUGCAGCAAGUCGACCACCUCAAGCAGGAGAUCUCCAGGUUGGUGCGCGAGAGGGACGCGUACAAGGAGAAAUACGAGAAGUUGGUGAGCAGCGGCUUCCGAGAAAACGGCUCGAGCAGCGACAACCCGUCCUCUCCCGAAUUUUUCAUGUACCCAAGGGAAUCCUCUACAUCAGUGAUGUGAAAAAUCCAGUUGGCUGAAGUCAAAGAGAUGUUCCUGAUGUUGGCUAAGACCCAUCUGGAUGCCACCAAGCCUUACAGAGCUGCAUCAGGGCAGGACAGGGAGACACAUACAUAGGAGACAGGCCCAUUUGUAGCUUUCCUAUCACCACUGGAAGAAGCUUAUGAAACUGGCAUAAAUAGCACUUACUGGGCUCUAAGUGUGCACCAAUUUUUUUCUAGUCUUAACAAUUGGUGGAGUUGACAUCUUUCAUCCUGACUGUACCUAUUCCAGCAAUAUGAAUUCAAAAAUUUGUCAAAUGUAAGGAAGAUUUUAUUAUUUUAUGAACUGGUAAAAACCAAUCACAGACGGUAAAAGUGCUCAAAAAUCUUGUUUCUAAAUGUGCAUACCUGUCCUCCCCUGUUGCCCAUAGUCAUCCAGAAAUAAAACACAAAUGUGGUUUCCCAAAUGCCCAGGGUCGGUGCAGAUGUCUUAGCACAGCGUGUGUAGCUCUUUCAUUCAAAUAUAAAAGCAUAGAAACCAGUAACCUAGUUUACCUUGCAUAACCCAUCAAAAUAUUUUCACAGAAGUGGUGGUCCAGGUGUGAAAGGACCCGUGGGAAGCAAAAGAUUGUACAUCCUGAUUUCUUGGUGCCUCUCUUUAAAAAGCCCAGGUGACUGGUC